ACCACAAUCUACGUCCGUGGGAAAUUGCUUCCCGUUCCAACAUGGCGGACAUUUUCAUCGGUAACCAAGCGGGAGUGUUUAUAAUUUUCUCUAGAAGAUAAGAAAAAUGCUAAGAUACGAUACAAGCUUUUCGUGUUGAAAACAGAUUCCUUUAUUUUGCUUUGAUGGGAAACGGGGCGAGUGGGAAUUCACAGACCCUUGAUCGAUCAUCAAAUCUAAAGGUCCGCAAUACCAAUUUGCAUCCCUCAAUAAGGAAACGUCUUCAAAAUUGGCUUGACAACGCCCCAUUCACACUAGAUGAAACCCAAACUCAAGCUAUCUAUAAAGCUGCAACGUUUGUUGAAAUAAACACACCACAAUUGUUAAUCACAAAAGGCUCUGACCCAGUUGGAGUAUACAUCAUAACAUGUGGUGAGGCAGAAGUUGUAAGUUUGGAUCCUAGCAGUUAUCACCAUAGCAACCAGGGCCCUAGCAACCAGGGCCCUAGCAACCAAAACAGCAAUCCUGAAUUGAAUCAGGUUCAAUCAAAAGAGUAUGUCAUACGAGUGUUUACAGAAGGGGAGUGUUUUGGUGAGGUAUCAGUUCUGUAUGAUAUCCCUUGCAUUGCAAAUGUGAGGGUUCCCUCGCAAGCCUCGCUCAUACUGCUGAGGGCUGCCGAUGUGCAGGGGAUCCUGACUCCUCCCCUGGAGGUGCCAAUGCUAAGAUUGUGCUCCAUCAGGAGGUAUCUGGACACUGCCCAUCUGUUUGAGGAUCAGGCAUUGAGUAAGAUGGUCGCACUGGAUGUGCUUAGGGAAGUACCGGUGCUUCAUGGUUGGGAAGAGGCCGCCAUCAAGGACCUUAUUAAAGCAAUGAAGCAAGAAAUCAUAGUGCUGUACCCUUGUGGGAGUGCUGUUUACCGAGAGGGUGACCCAGGCCAUGAGAUGUAUGUCCUGGUCCAUGGGCGGGUGGGGCUCUUUGCAGAAGGGCACCAGCUGGCAGUGUUUGAUAGCGGUGACAAGAGAGGGUUCACUUUCGGCGAGGAGGGAUUCUUUACCGACAAGGAGAAAAGGUGUACUAUCAAGGCCCUUACUCCAUGCCAGAUCAUCACCCUCAAGAAGCACCACUUCUACUACAUUCUCAACCAGUAUCCCAACGAAAAGGUCAUACUUCAGGUCUAUAAUGAAAAGUGGAAAGAAAACCUGAGCAAGAGAGACCAAGAGUUGUAUGAAAAGUAUGGCGGAGCACUAGACCUUGAGAUGCUCAGGAUGACCUUAAGGCAGAGUGCAUUCUUCAAGGACUGCCCUCCAGGGUUCAUCUAUAUCAUCGCACUAUCUAUGCUUGUAAGGGAAAUCCAAGAGGAGCAGGCUGUGUUGUCGCAUGCGCAGUACAAAAAAGGAGACACAUUGUUUCUGUUGCUCCAAGGGGAGGCUAUAGUUACUGAAGAUCACGAUGAUCUUUUCCUCACCGUAGAUGUGAAACAGGUGUUCCACAAGGCUUCAUCUUUGCCCGAGAAGGCCUGGGUCAAAGCAACAGAACUAAGUAUUGUUGCAUACUUUAAUACUGCUGUAAUAAGCGAAGCAAAAAUGGCUUAGCCUGAUACUGUGAUGCCAGAAAUAUUAUAAUACACUAUUAUAGUAUUCAUUAUACAGUAUACAACUAUUUCAUAAAGCGUUGUCAGUGCAAAUGGCAGAUGGCCAUUGAUAAAUGGCAGUUCUACGACCGAGAGGACCCGUAGAUCCCAAAAUAUUUGGGAAAAAUAUCAAUAAAUUUAGAAAAAUAUCAAUAAAACAUGCGGCUAUCCAUUUAAUGGUUCUGUUCCACUUAAGUUAUUUUUACAAAUUAUUGCUAUCCAUAAACACCUUCCGGUCGUAGAACUGCCAUUUGGCAUUGCCUUUCACCGUUUGUGCUGACAACCUUUAUUGAAGUAGGUGUAUUCACCACGUGAUAACGGACGGACCUUUAGAAAAGUGAAGGGGGGGGGGGGGGAGGGCUAGUUUCAGUCGUGCAUUUUUUUUUUGUCUCCAAGACGUGCAUGAAGCUAUAAUUCUUUUUGUUUCUUAUCCCCCCCCCCCCCUUCGCUUUUCGAAUGGUCUGUCCCUAAAGAAAAUCAUCCAUUGUUGUACCAGUUAUAGCCUGCGUAGCCUUCCCUUGAGCCGCUGCCCAGGCUACAUCAGUUAAAUUAAUACAUCAGUUGAAUUACACACUAAAAAAGUGGGUCUGACUCUUUCAAACUCUAGAAUAGGGUUCAAGAUCACCUUUCAGUUAGAUUAUAGUGUACAUAAAAAUCUCUCUCUGUGAACUCGGAACUUUUGAAAGUGUCUGUUAUACAGAGUUAAAUUGAGGUUCGUUUUAUGGAGGUUCCAUUGUAUGUGUUGUGUGACAAUAAUAACAGACGAUAUUGACGUAUUUUUAUUAAUGUUGCAAAGCUUUUGACAAUAAAGACCACGGCAAGACAACAA
Molecule: messenger RNA, 2438 nt
Organism: Nematostella vectensis (starlet sea anemone)
Lineage: Eukaryota; Metazoa; Cnidaria; Anthozoa; Actiniaria; Edwardsiidae
Exons: 6
Coding region: 165-1571 (468 amino acids)
Biological process (GO): chromosome segregation; CENP-A containing chromatin assembly
Cellular component (GO): nucleus; chromosome, centromeric region; chromatin
Source: RefSeq, a predicted model, not a curated record